AUGCCCACCAACCGACCCUUCUUCGCAAACUUCUUUUCGGCCUUUCGAGCCCGCACGAACCCGGCGUUCCAGGCAAAAUCCAGCUCGACCUACGACGCCGUGUCGCCCGGUUCGCUCGUGGCAGCUGCACAUGUCUCUACAACCACAGCGACAGUGACCUCGUCAAGUACAAGGACAAUAGCCACGAAAGGAACAGGAGAGACUUCAGCCCCAUCGCAACAAGUGCAGUCAAAAUCCAGCUCUACCACGCCUCUUCCUUUCUCGUCCAACCCAAGUUCACACAGAUAUGCAACGCCUCUAUCCAGAUCGCCGGGGACGAGUUCCCCUGGCCCGCACCCAACGCAUACGACCACCAACCUAUCAAUGUCACCGCCCGGCACGUCGACUCCAAUGACUAGAGGGCGACAGAGACGUGGCAGCGACAGCUCUAAUUCUUCGGGAGGAUUCAUUGAUGCAUUGGGUCCGGAAAAGUGGUAUAUUGGCGGCCGAAAUGCCGCGGGUGAAGAGACCUUUUACAAACUCGGCUUGGUAACAGGAGGAACGGGAAGAAGAGUACGCAGCUUAGACCGGCUGAGUCUUUAA
Messenger RNA from Fonsecaea multimorphosa CBS 102226, 582 nucleotides. RefSeq lists its product as uncharacterized. NCBI's taxonomy places the organism in Eukaryota, Fungi, Ascomycota, Eurotiomycetes, Chaetothyriales, Herpotrichiellaceae. The transcript has a single exon. The coding region runs from base 1 to 582 and encodes 193 amino acids. The record is from RefSeq and is a predicted model, not a curated record.